Molecule: messenger RNA, 2049 nt
Organism: [Torrubiella] hemipterigena
Lineage: Eukaryota; Fungi; Ascomycota; Sordariomycetes; Hypocreales; Clavicipitaceae
Source: the annotation of a GenBank genome assembly
ACCAUUCAGAACCCUCUGUUUCAUGCUCGGAAAUAACCCACCAUUUUAUGAUGUACCUCCUAGAGAUGCCUGCCGGGUGAAAGCUAGCCUGUCGCCACAUCAGGCGCCACGAAGGGCGACUAGCGUCAGGCUCUGCCCCAUGGCUCCCCCCUUUCUCCUCCACUCCACGCCAAAGGGAUUCAAAGCGCCCACUCACACAACGCCAACAAGGCUCGACCGGUUCCAACGGCUUGGGGCUCGAUCUGCCCUGUUUGAAGCCAUUCUACAGGGCUAUCAAUCUCGAAACACAGCCCACUUAGCUCCCUGGCUGGGACGCUGGCGGUGAUCUGCACCGUUUGGUCUGCCAGACCAACCUGUCUUGGACAGGAGAGAAGCCCAGGUCCUCAACAAAACGGUGGGCUUGGUAGCCCCCAUCUAGCUUGAUGGGUGCUUUGUCUCGUCUGGCCUGGGUGGCAGGUUUGACGGUUGCUUCAGUCUUUGUCUGCAAGAGGCUGCUCUCACGAUGGCGACGCCAUGGCAUGCCGCUACCCCCAAGCCCUCCUGGGGAGUUUAUAUUGGGUCACCUACGUGUUAUUCCUACCUUUAACCCCGAAAAUGCAUACAUGGCUUGGUCCAAAAAGCUAAAGUCUGACAUUCUAUCGGUCAAUUUUCUCGGACAAACUGCCAUUAUCCUUAACUCGGCGCGCUCUGCUACUGAGCUACUCGAUAGGCGUGGCGCCAACUACGGUAACCGCCCCCAUUUUGUCCUUUUUGAGAUUAUGGGAUGGACGAAAGCCCUUACAUUUCUUCAAUGGGGCCCCGAAUUUCGCUUACACCGGAAAGUGCUACAAAAGAGCUUCCAAAAUAGCAAUAUCAUCAAAUAUCGGCCGUUACAAGAGCGAGAAGCGCAGAUCAUGCUGCAGGGUCUUCUUGAUGAUCCUGACUCUUGGGAAACCAUCACACGCCGAUUUGCUACCGCUAUUGUUUUAAGUAUUGCGUUUGGCAUUCGGAUUGAGAAACAAGACGACAUCUUUAUUCAGGUCGCUGCCGAUGCAAGCUAUGCCCUGACUAAUGGUGGCGCACCAGGCGCUACGCCAGUCGACUUUUUCCCAUUUCUGAGGUUUCUGCCUCGCUUUUUCCAUGAUUCAUCACUACGAGUCGCUAAUGAUUGGCGCUGGGCAAUUGAUAAUCUCCACAACAAGCCUUACGACGCAGCGCUAGCACUGCCUGUUAAGAAUGAGUCCCUGGUCAACUCGCUAUUGGAUCAGCGACAGUCCGAAAUCGACAAUGGGCAAGUGCCAGAGCUUGGGUUAGAUGACAUUAAAGGUGCUGCUGGUGCUGUUUUUGCUGCUGGCCAAGAUACGACUUGGGCUACACUCACGGCGUUCCUCAUCAACAUGCUACUUCAUCCUGCGGUCCAGUGUAAGGCUCAAGCCCAACUGGAUGAGGUGGUUGGAAGAGACAGGCUACCUGAUUUCAGUGAUAGGCCAAAGAUGCCCUACUUGGAGUAUGUCGUUCAAGAGGUAUUUCGCUGGUGUCCAGUCUCACCGAUCGGCGUACCGCACAAGUCGCUGAAAGACGACAUCUAUGAAGGCUACUUUAUCCCGGCAGGUUCCCUAGUCUUUGCCAAUGCCCGAGCAAUGACUCAUGAUGAGUCGCUCUACCAGAACCCUGAUGAAUAUGAGCCUGAGCGUUAUAUUCCUGAGGCAGAAGGAGGCCGUGGUGAACCACUUCCAAAAGGCCACUUUGGCUUCGGUAGAAGAAUCUGUAUCGGCAGGCAUCUCGCAGAGGCCAGUGUCUGGAUUUUUGUUGCUCGAGUCCUCAGCACUAUGAAUUUGAAAAAGGCUGUCGAUGAAAACGGCGAAGAGAUUACCCCAACUGUUAAUCUUACUAGUGGUCUGACGAGCCACCCCAAAGACUUCCCUUGUCGCUUUGAGCCACGAGAUGAAAGAAGCAUUGAGAUUAUUCGCGGUAUGUCUGUCUAACUUAUAGCAUAUAUGUACUUUUACAAAGCAUCAGCGUGCGUGUUACUGUUAGUGUUUAUAAUAUAACUUUUGUAUUUAUUGGCCG